ACGUAUUCAUAACGUGCUACGCUACAUUCGACGAAGCAUCUCAUUCGCUUAUUCACCAUCACGAUGGAUUUAUCGUUGCUUUCGUCGCCCUUUACGCUACUUUUGAUUACUCUGAUCGUCAUUGGCGUCCUGAAAGUUGUUACUGUAUUUUAUCGUAUCUAUACUUUCUGGAAAAAAAAGGGCGCGCCAUACUUUCCAAAUUCGUGGUCGUCUAAUAUAACGGGUUGGAAAUUGCUUCUGGCCCGCAUCAGUCUUACCGAAUAUUGCAAAUAUAUAUACAAUUACAUCCCAAACGCUAAAUAUGUUGGAAUGAUGGAUUUUGCCACAACUACCGUGCUACUACGUGAUCCCGAACUGAUCAAAGACAUCAUGGUGAAGGACUUCGAACACUUCCCGGAUCAUCGCAGUUUUAUUAACGAAGACAUAGAACCGUUACUCGGCAAGAACAUUUUUGCCCUGCGUGGUGAUCGUUGGAAAGAAAUGAGAAAUACAUUGAGCCCGUCUUUCACCGCCAGCAAGAUGAAGUUCAUGUUUGAUCUCAUAUCAAAAUGCUCUAAGGACUUUGUUGAUUAUUUCGCGGAUCAUCCUGAAAUCUGCCAUGCGAUCGAGACAAAGGAAGCUUUCAGAAGAUAUACCAACGAUGUAAUUGCUACCGCAGCCUUUGGCAUAAGCGUGAACUCUAUGAAAGAUCAAGAUAAUGAAUUUUACAUAAGAGGCAUGGAGACUACCAAAGCUUUUAGUGGUUCCCUAAUAAUGAUCAAGAUGACAAUUAUGCGAUUGUGUCCAAACUUUGCUAGAAGAAUGGGUCUGACAUUAUUUUCACCAGCUACAACGAAGUUUUUUAAAACUGUCGUCGCGGAAACCAUCAAAGCGCGAGAAGAGCAAAGUAUUGUCCGACCGGAUAUGAUUCAUUUACUGAUGAAGGCUCGGGACAAGAACGACGCCAGCGUACGCAAGAUGACCCUGGACGACAUCGUCUCACAAGCUUUUGUUUUUUUCUCUGCCGGUUUUGAUACAACCGCGACACUAAUGUGUUUUGCCGUUCACGAACUAGCGGUUAAUCAAGACGUUCAGAACCGUUUGCGCGAAGAGGUGCAAAAGCAUCUCGCAGAAGGGAACGGUGAGAUUUCCUACGACUCGCUAUCAAAGAUGUCUUACAUGGACAUGGUGAUUUCCGAGACUCUCAGAAAGUAUCCACCGGCAAUCUUCACCGACAGACUUUGCACACAGAGAUACGAACUACCGCCGUCACAACCAGGCUGCAAGAGUGUCAUCCUUGAACCUAACAGUGUAUUGAUGUUACCCAUUUACGGUUUACAUCACGAUCCGCAGUAUUUUCCGAACCCGGACAAAUUCGAUCCCGAGAGGUUCAGCGAGGAGAACAAAGACAACAUUGUACCGUAUAGUUAUCUACCGUUCGGUCAUGGACCUAGAAAAUGUAUCGGCAAUCGAUUUGCUUUAAUGGAGACGAAAAUUUUAAUAGCUCAUCUUUUGCAAAAGUUUACUGUAAAAACUACAGAAAAAACUGUCGAACCGAUUGUAUUCAGUAAAAAGGAAUUUACGUUACAACCUGUUGGUGGAUUCUGGGUCGCUUUAGAGAAGAGAGAGAAUAUUCUAUAAAAUGAAAAUGUUUUAUAAAAAAAUUGAAAGAGUAUUAGUCAAUUGUAUUGAUCGUUUUCAAUGACUUAUGUAACUUACAAUUAUGCUAUAUGAGUGGUAAGUAGUGAGUGGUGAAGAAUGUAUUUCUUAUUUUUAUCAACAGGUUUGACAUUUUGACAUUUGGUUUUGAAUUCUACUAUUGUCGAAAAAGUUCUUAUCCACCCAAAAUUGGUCCCGACCUCAUCUAUAAAAUACAAUUCAUACUUUGAGAAUCUUUUCUCAAUACUAUUACACAUCUCAUGCGCAUUUAAAUUUAUUUUAACGCAAGGAUAAUUAUUAACGUUUGGAGAACAUUUUAACAAGUUCUGAAAGAAAUGUUAAAAGUUAUUUUUUUAUUAAAUAUAUUUGUAAUGAAAUAAAGAGCACUCAACCCAUUAUUUAUAACGUUUUAAAAAAAUGAGUUUUUAAAUAUUAUAUAAGUAUUUUUUAAAUU
Molecule: messenger RNA, 2092 nt
Organism: Solenopsis invicta (red fire ant)
Lineage: Eukaryota; Metazoa; Arthropoda; Insecta; Hymenoptera; Formicidae
Product: cytochrome P450 9e2-like
Exons: 1
Coding region: 64-1620 (518 amino acids)
Molecular function (GO): iron ion binding; oxidoreductase activity, acting on paired donors, with incorporation or reduction of molecular oxygen; heme binding
Source: RefSeq, a predicted model, not a curated record